GCAUCUCUCUCCCUCUGCCAGAACCGUUCCGUUCAUUCGAACCGACCCAUCGCCGCCUCCUCCGCUCUCGUCUCUCGCCACUCCCUCUCGAGUUCCCCGAGUUCGCCGUCCCCGCCUGCCGGCGACCGGUCCGUGGAGGCGCGCUCUUGCAGGAGCACGGAACAGGCGGUGGCUGGCUGCUUGCGUUGUGCCGGUGUAGCGGACGGCGGAAGCGAUGGUUUCCUUCGACGUGAGCGACCGCAAGAAGAUUGGGCUGGGCUUGACUGGGUUCGGAGUUCUCUUCUCGUUUCUUGGGAUCAUCAUGCUGUUUGACAAGGGGUUCCUGGCAAUGGGGAAUAUUCUCUUCGUGUCUGGUGUUACACUAACCAUUGGGCUGAACUCAACCGUACAGUUCUUCACCAAGCCUAGGAAUCACAAGGGUUCGAUUGCUUUCGGGGUCGGCCUUUUCCUUGUCCUUAUUGGUUGGCCUGUCUUGGGCAUGAUGGUGGAGUCCUAUGGCUUUGUCGCGCUAUUCAGCGGCUUCUGGCCUACUGCUGCUGUAUACCUGCAAAAGACCCCCAGCGUUGGUUGGAUCUUCCAGCACCCUAUUGUUACUUCGCUGCUCACUCGGUUCAGAGGAAGACGAGUCCCUGUGUAAUCGCCACGCUGCUGCAGAAACAAUCCCAUAGAAUGCCACUGCCAGAUCGCCUGUAAAAAGAUGACAUGUUGUUUUGCUCCACUUGUUGUUUGAUUCCUUCUGUGCUGCAUGUGGAUCUUGCUGCGCUUCUACCAGUGAAUUUGUGCAGAUCUCUUCACUACAGACUACGUUCGAUUUUGUUUGUACAAAGCAUUGGUUAGUGCUUGUUAAGGAGGCGAAUAGGAAGAGCUGAAACUAUCUGUCUUUUCUGAAUGAUGAUAACGAUGAGUUGGUUCGUAGUCUAGUCGAUUUUUCACUGCUGUAUAUUUGUUAGACAUUGAUUUCUGUUCCAAGUGUUCUGUUUCAAAGGAAAGGAAAGAACAACUUACAAUUAGUGCAUAUCUCCCACUCAUUUGAUCCCCAAAGGAA
Lolium perenne is the source of this 1045-nucleotide messenger RNA. RefSeq names its product vesicle transport protein GOT1. The record is from RefSeq and is a predicted model, not a curated record. Lineage: Eukaryota; Viridiplantae; Streptophyta; Magnoliopsida; Poales; Poaceae. Gene Ontology annotation, biological process: retrograde transport, endosome to Golgi; endoplasmic reticulum to Golgi vesicle-mediated transport.